AUGGAACCUGUUAGUAUUACGAAGAAGUGCAAAAUAGGUCACCUAAAUGUAAGAUCUCUGAUGUCAAGCUUUGACGCAUUUACGGACAUGAUGAAUGAGGAUUAUUUUGACAUUCUUGCUCUAACGGAAACAUGGUUAAGCCUUGAUAUCACAAUGGAUGUCGUCAACAUCAGAAAUUUUAACUUUUUGCGCAAGGACAGGUUGUCUCGUUGUGGUGUUUGUAUUAGACAAGACAUACGUGCUGAGAUUAUUGAUGAUGACGUCACGCUAAACACAGCUCCAUUUUUCGAGCAGCUAUGGGUAAAAUUAAGGAUUGAUCAGCAUGACUUUGCUGUAGGAGUUGCCAGGGCACAGGUGAUGGAACGAUUAAAAUCCUAUGCACCAGACGCGGGAGACUUGCCCGGGAUUGAGGUGGCAAUCUGGCACAGUCAAAUAUUCGCGCAAUACAGAGUACAAAGAAAAGAUCCAGAUGAGCGAAGAUACAAUGUGACCCUGAAGGUGUUGACCCCGUUCGAAGCCUUCCCGAAGUUGAAUUUGUUCGCAGCUUUUGAGACCGAGGAGAAUUUUUAUCGCACCACGCUAUUAUUCAACACGAAUAGGAGUGAUAUAUCAGUGGACGCUACAACUGAGAAAUCGCUUCACGACGAAACAGCAGGCAUAAAAAUAAAUGAGCACCUUUUGUGA
Acanthoscelides obtectus is the source of this 684-nucleotide messenger RNA. The record is from the annotation of a GenBank genome assembly. Lineage: Eukaryota; Metazoa; Arthropoda; Insecta; Coleoptera; Chrysomelidae.